UAAAGUACAGUAGAGUACAGUAUGAACACAGUCAUCUACCGUCUUCCAUCGACGUUGUGAAAAUGGCGGACGAAGGUUGUACAUCGAAUGCUAUCCCGAACGCAGAAAUUGUCCGCGGACAAAUAUUCGAGGUCGGGCCUCGGUACACAAAUUUAGCGUACAUGGGCGAAGGUGCCUAUGGUAUGGUCGUCUCUGCGCACGAUAAUGUGACAAAUACAAAAGUAGCCAUCAAAAAAAUUUCACCGUUCCAAAAUCAAAUUUAUUGCCAAAGGACAUUAAGAGAAAUAAAAAUCCUAAACAGAUUUAAGCAUGAAAAUAUUAUAGAUAUAAGGGAUAUAUUAAGAGCGCCAACUGCAGAUCAGAUGAAAGAUGUGUACAUUGUUCAAUGCUUAAUGGAAACCGAUCUAUAUAAAUUACUCAAAACUCAGGCUAUUAGUAACGAUCACAUAUGUUACUUUCUUUAUCAAAUUCUUCGAGGACUGAAAUAUAUACAUUCAGCAAAUGUGUUACAUAGAGAUCUGAAACCUAGUAAUCUACUCUUGAAUACUACGUGUGAUCUAAAGAUUUGUGAUUUUGGUCUGGCAAGAGUUGCCGAUCCUGCUCAUAAUCACGAUGGAUUUCUAACAGAAUAUGUAGCAACAAGAUGGUACAGAGCACCUGAAAUUAUGUUAAACUCUAAGGGUUAUACAAAAUCUAUAGAUAUUUGGUCAGUGGGUUGUAUUCUUGCAGAGAUGUUGUCUCGACGAGCCAUUUUCCCUGGCAAACAUUAUCUAGAUCAACUUAAUCAUAUUCUUGGUAUUCUAGGAUCCCCUUCGCCCGAGGAUCUUGAAUGCAUAUACAAUAAAAAGGCCCGCAGUUAUUUGGAAUCCUUACCGUAUAAGCCAAAGGUCCCUUGGACAAUUUUAUUUCCAAACGCAGACCUCAAAGCACUUGAUCUAUUAGAUAAAUUACUAACUUUCAAUCCUAAUAAGCGUAUUGUUGUCGAAGAUGCAUUAGCUCAUCCGUAUUUGGAACAGUAUUAUGAUCCAGCUGACGAACCAGUUGCAGAAGAGCCAUUUAAAUUUGAUAUGGAAUUAGACGAUCUUCCAAAAGAGACAUUAAAGCAGUAUAUUUUCGAAGAGACUUUACUAUUUCAGGAACACAGCCAAGAAAAUGCCAUACAAUAGCAAUAAACUUUGUACUGAUUAAAAGAAUCUCUAACAUAAAAAACCAUUACUAUCGAUCUUUUAAGACGACUGAGAGAGAUGCAAGAUGGAAAAGCAGUGCAGAUGAUAUUCAAUCUGUUGAUUAGUAUUAUUGUGGUAUUAAAAGCAAAAGAAGAAAGAUAAUUCAAUGACUAGAAUAAGUUUCUGAAAAAAUAAGUCCAACUAUCUAUAUGUGACUAUAAACGUUUAAUAUCUACAAAUAGAAGAAAAUUUCAU
This is a messenger RNA of Ceratosolen solmsi marchali, 1421 nucleotides long. Its product is annotated as mitogen-activated protein kinase 1-like. Bases 63 to 1166 code for a protein of 367 amino acids. Gene Ontology annotation, biological process: protein phosphorylation. NCBI's taxonomy places the organism in Eukaryota, Metazoa, Arthropoda, Insecta, Hymenoptera, Agaonidae. The transcript is spliced from 7 exons. The record is from RefSeq and is a predicted model, not a curated record. Gene Ontology annotation, molecular function: MAP kinase activity; ATP binding.